AUGGCUAUGCAUGACAUGAAUGAGGAUGAAUUGUUUUGGAGAGCUUCAUUGGAACCUAUGAUUCAUAAAACUCCAUUCAAACAAACACCAAAGGUUGCGUUUAUGUUCUUGACAAUAGGUCCUGUUUUGUUGGCUCCACUUUGGGAGAAAUUCUUCAAAGGAAAUGAAGGGUUAUAUUCUAUCUACAUACAUCCUAAUCCUUCUUUCAAUGAAAUGGUUUAUACUCAAAGCUCAGUGUUUCAUGAUCGAAGAAUCCCAAGCAAGGAGGUAAAGUGGGGUGAGAAUAGCAUGAUAGAGGCUGAGAAACGUCUACUAGCAAAUGCAUUGCUCGAUUUCUCAAACCAAUCAUUUGUGGAAGCUAAUGAUAUCCGAGGUGCACAAGGACGUGGAAGAUACAACUACCGAAUGAGGCCAUUGAUUGAACUUUCACAAUGGAGAAAAGGGUCUCAAUGGUUUCAAAUUGAUCGUUACCUUGCAGUUCAUAUAGUAUCCGACGAGACAUAUUUUUCUAAGUUUAAAAAAUACUGCAACCCUUCAUGUUAUAGUGAUGAACACUAUUUGCCAACAUUGAUUAGUAUCAAAUUUUGGGAGAGGAAUUCUAACAGAACUUUGACUUGGGUUGAUUGGUCAAAUGGUGGACGACAUCCAUCAAAAUUUAAUGGCAAAGAUGUGACUAAAGAUUUUUUGGAGAGGUUAAGGUUUGGUAGCAGUUGUGAGUACAAUGGAAGGACAACCAAUGUUUGCCAUUUGUUUGCAAGGAAAUUCAGUCCUGAUGCUUUGGAUAGUUUGCUCAGAUUUGCUAAAGAUUUAAUGCAAUUCAAUUGA
This is a messenger RNA of Medicago truncatula (barrel medic), 825 nucleotides long. Its product is annotated as glycosyltransferase BC10. The record is from RefSeq and is a predicted model, not a curated record. The transcript has 3 exons. Gene Ontology annotation, cellular component: membrane. Gene Ontology annotation, molecular function: glycosyltransferase activity. NCBI's taxonomy places the organism in Eukaryota, Viridiplantae, Streptophyta, Magnoliopsida, Fabales, Fabaceae. The coding region runs from base 1 to 825 and encodes 274 amino acids.